Vigna umbellata (rice bean) is the source of this 811-nucleotide messenger RNA. The record is from RefSeq and is a predicted model, not a curated record. NCBI's taxonomy places the organism in Eukaryota, Viridiplantae, Streptophyta, Magnoliopsida, Fabales, Fabaceae.
CAACCCUGACGAGGCUGUUGCCUAUGGAGCAGCUCUACAGGCUGCUUUGCUUACUAAAGGAAACAUGUUUGUCCCCAACUUAGUGCUGUUAGAUGUUACGCCGUUGUCACUUGGUAUAUCUGUAAACGGAGAUCUCAUGAAUGUCGUGAUUCCUAGGAACACCACCAUUCCUGUUGUAAAAAAGCAAGGAUAUAAAAGAGCCGAAGAUUUCCCAUCUGCUGUGUCUAUUCAGGUAUACGAGGGUGAAAGGACAAGAGCAAGAGAUAACAAUUUGCUUGGUUUGUUUAAUCUUUAUGGCAAUUCUUAUGCUCGUCGAGGCCAUAGUUUAACCGUAUGUUUCAGUAUAGAUGCAGAUGGUAUCCUAACUGUAAUAGCUGAGGAAGAAAGCAGUGGAAGUAAGAAUGGGAUUACCGUAACCAACGACAAGGGAAAACUAUCAACUCAAGAAAUUAUGAGAAUGAUUCAAGAAGCCGAGAAGUACAAGGCUGAAGACCAGAAAUACGAAAAGAAAGUUAAGGCAAUUAAUGCUUUGGAUGACUUUGUUUACAAGAUAAGGAAUGCUAUAGAUGAUGUAGAUAAUCCACAGAAGAUAACGAAGAUCAACAUGGCUAUUGCAGAGGCCGAGAAAUUGCUUGAUGCUAGGGAGCAGACAGAAACAGAGGUUUUUGUGGAUCAUCUGCACAGGGUGAAGAGCCUCAUUGAAUCCGUCAUGAAGAUUAAGUUUUAAGUUUAUGUUGGUGAAAAAGGUAAAACUUUAUGAACCAUCUAAACAAUAUGUUUCAGUUUCAAUCAUUAAUCAUUUGUUAGAAUA